Molecule: messenger RNA, 2712 nt
Organism: Naegleria lovaniensis
Lineage: Eukaryota; Heterolobosea; Eutetramitea; Acrasida; Naegleriidae
Exons: 1
Coding region: 1-2712 (903 amino acids)
Molecular function (GO): NAD+ poly-ADP-ribosyltransferase activity; ubiquitin binding
Source: RefSeq, a predicted model, not a curated record
AUGAACAACAAACACAUCCAAGCCGCAAGUCAUUACAAUUUCAACUAUGGGGAGACAACAACCGACCUGCCUGCUGGGGAUUUUUCAUUGGGAUUAUUUGAUGAUUUUCUAUCAUCGUUACCUGAUUCUCCUUUGAAUACGGGUGCUGAUGUUUCGGAUACAAACGUUAAUCAUCAUCAGCACGUGGAUUUAUUGGCUGACCCAGCAGGCACCGCAAACAUGUUGUUGUUGGAAAAUCCGUUAAUACCAUCAACCGUAACAGCACCAAUCCAAGACCAAGGAACAAUCCAUAAUACAUCUAAUUUAAUUGUAACUCGUGUUUCGCUUGCUACAAAUAAUCAGAAAUAUCCAUCAGGAAUAAUUCAAGACAACGUUUACAUGUUUUUUGGGUCUCAUGGUGCCUCUGACACUUAUAAAUUAGAAGUUCAAGUCACGCCAAUUGUUGAUCAACUCAUACAAUCAAAACAAACUAAACUCAACAUUCAGGUGAAGCGAGAAACAAGCGGUGAAAUUUUGAAAAAAGCUAAAUGGACACUUAGCUCAGAGAAUAGAAAAGAAGAGUGUGUAUAUGUUGUUUCAAACAACAACUUUCCAAAGACAAGACGAGGAAAAGGUACCAAUGAAGCAUGCCUCUUCUGUUUCGAGCUAGAAGGCUAUUCACAAAUUCCAGAACAACAAUUCUCAGAAUUUCGAUUUCAAUUUUUCUCCAAACUACCCGUCUCAGCCUCAUCAGAGUCAUACACAAUACCUUCAACAGCAACACAAUCUAUUUCUCAAGCCCCUCAGCUUUCAAAUAACCAUGGUAACAUUACUAACUUAGCCCAAGGAUUGAAUUCUUCAAACACUGCUUUACCAACAUUAUCUUCUACCUCUUCCAUGAUGCCUCCUCCCCUUCUUAUCCACCACAAGAACAAUAUGAGCUCAUUACCAACCGACAAUCAGUCAUCAAUCCUCUUGCUACAGCCAACCAACGGUAGCACCACUAGCCACACAACUCAACAUCAAUCCUCUCUCAAACUCAACACACCAAGCUCAAGUAGACCCAUACAUCAUGAUGGAGACUAUCAAUCUUCAGGAAAGAAGAGAAAGAAGAUUGAAAUUUUCGAGCCCAAGUUGCACUCUGUCAAUCCAAUGUAUGGAACUGUUGGAACAACGGUUGUACUAUUAGGCCAAUUCAACGUAUUGAGUGAAAAGUCUGUCAAAGUUUUAUUUGACUCAGUCGUUGUUGACCAUCCUCAUUCCAUUACACCAAAUUGUAUAGUAUGUAUGGCUCCAGAUCAUGAAGAGGGAAACUCUUAUGUGCAUGUUGUCGAAGAGUUUGAAGAUUUCCAAAUGAGAACAGAGCCAAAAAUCUUUAGAUACAUUUCAGAGGGCUUCCAACAGGGCAUCAAUCAACUUGUGUUUAACAGCGGCCCCUAUCUCUCUCCUUCUUCAUAUUCUCCAGGAAAUACAGCCCAUACAGACUCAUCCUCGUCAUCUUCAUACAGCUCUGGCCAAACUUACUCCUAUGACAGUCUUAGACAAAACAAUCUUCAUAGAGCUGCCUACAAUGGUGAUAUUAGGACUGUAGUUUCUCUUUUGGAAGAUCCUAGCUGUGACCCUCUCGAGCUCGACAACUUUAAAAGAAAUGCUUUCCAUUUGGCUUGUGCUAAAGGUCAUCUAUCAAUUGUCCAGGCUUUAUGGAACCAUAUUGUUGAUCUUCUCUAUGAUGAUGAUGAAGAAGAAGAGGUUUUGGCUUCAACCUUGCUUUACCAAAAGGAUAGCUUCGGUAUGACAGCUUUAGAUAUUGCUACUAAGUUAUUGAAUUUCUCUGAGCAUCCUGUCAUUUUCUUCCUGAAAGACAAAAUGGUCAGCUAUAGGGAUUUACUGAAACGACCAAGCUUUGGAGAUUUAGUAUCAGUAGAAAAGGAAAUUCAGGAAAAGAAGAUGAAUCAACUCUUAGAAUUUUUCCCAACUCUUUCUGAAAAUGUUGUUCUUGAAACUCUUGAACGAUGUGAUUGGAAUGAGACAGAUGCAGCUGCUGUGAUUCUUUGUGAACAAUUUGAGAAUAAUAUUUAUUCCAAAUCCUCAAUGUCAUCCAAAGAGGUGUUUAUGGUCAUUGAAAAACAGAAGGCUGUCAACCAGAUCAUACAAUUCAUGAGUGUUUCGCCUUUUUCAUCAGGAUUGGGAUUGCUGGCAAAUAGAUUAUUUAAUCGAUUCAAAUUCUUUAACCCAGAAGAAUACUUUAGCGAUUUUGAAAAUGAAAUCAAACGAAAAUGCUCUCGAAAGAUUCACAAGAUUGAAAAUUGUGUUCAACCUGAGCUACAACUUCGAUUCAGCCAAUAUAUCAACCAAGAAGAAAACCCAUUAAUUUUCAUGACAUUCCAUGGCACCAGUGAGCAUAAUAUUAAUAGCAUCAAGAAGCAUGGCUUGUUAGUGCCUGGUAAGGGAAAUGACAUUAGGCCUGUCAACGGUAGUGAAUAUGGUCUAGGUAUUUAUUUAUCAUUUUCUGGAACUGCGUCCAUUGAAUACUGUUAUGGUGGAUCUAAGAUGUUUGUUUGUGCUGUGUGUGUGAGAGACAAGAUUGUCAUUAGUGAAGAUGGAUCUGUGUUGGUAGUUUUUGAUGAAAGAUGUGUUUUACCUUGCUGGCUGAUCACUUUUGAAAAUCGUGCUGAGAAUGUUUAUUCUCCUGUUAAUUUGAAUGUAAACAACAACCUCCUUAAACAAAUAUAA